This is a messenger RNA of Naegleria gruberi, 495 nucleotides long. RefSeq lists its product as uncharacterized. The record is from RefSeq and is a predicted model, not a curated record. Lineage: Eukaryota; Heterolobosea; Eutetramitea; Acrasida; Naegleriidae. Bases 1 to 495 code for a protein of 164 amino acids. Gene Ontology annotation, molecular function: protein binding. The transcript has a single exon.
AUGGAUUGGUAUUUAAAAGCUGCUGAAAAUGGUCAUUCAAUUUCUCAAUUUGAAAUUGGAUGUUUAUAUCAAAAUGGACAAGGAGCUACAAAAGAUUAUUCCAAAGCAAUGGAAUGGUUUCUAAAAGCUGCUGAAAAUGGUCAUUCAGCAUCAUAUCACAACAUUGGAUGUUUAUAUGGAUAUGGACAAGGAGUUAAACAAGAUUAUUCCAAGGCAAUGGAGUAUUUUUUAAUAUCUACUAACAAUGGUCAUUCAAUUUCUCAAUUUGAAAUUGGAUUUUUAUAUCAAAAUGGACAAGGAGUCAAACAAGAUUACAAAAAAGCAAUGGAAUGGUUUCUAAAAGCUGCUGAACAUGGUCAUUCAUGCGCUCAAUUUCAAAUUGGAUGGUUAUACCUUAUUGGAAAAGGAGUUCAACAUGAUUAUUGCAAAGCAAUGGAAUGGAUCAUAAAAGCUGCUGAGAAUGGAAGCUCUGCAGCCCAAAAUUUCAUUAAUUGA